AUGGCGGUCGAGGUGCAAUUCAAGAUUGGGCAAAAGUCGAAGCUUCGUAGCAAGAAGAAACCUUACCCGCAGGACUUUACCCACGACUGGGAGAUCUACGUACAGGGCGUGAACAAGGCGGACAUAAGCGCGUUUGUGGAAAAGGUGGUGUUUGUGCUGCACGAAUCCUUUCCCAAUCACAAGCGCGUAUUUAAGGAACCUCCAUAUGCUCUUCAGGAAUCUGGAUAUGCCGGCUUUGUGCUGUCAGUUGAAAUACACCUCCGCAACCGGCUUCGCAAAGAUCCCAAGCAAAUCACGUACCAGUACACAUUGGUUUUACUGUCGACGGGGCCGCAUCAGCAUCAUGUCGAAGUGAAGACUCACAUCUUUGAGGCCCCGUCGGAGGAAUUCCGGACAAAGCUAAUGCGCGGGGGUGGGAUUCCUAUAUUUGGUACUGUGCCCGCAGAGAUGCAUCCCGCAGACUGCUAGAGAGCAUCGUACGGCAUCGACCGCACCUUUUUGUGACCCAAAAAUAUCUGCAGAAUCCAAAUCACUAUAUACUUUUGCAAAUUAUUUUAUUGUUUUUCCGCCGUGCGGGCUAGUGUUAAGUAAAUACCUACCAGUGAGACCAUGCGGUAAAAUACCAAAAAACAAAUACUAGAAUAUACUUUAAACUAAUUUUCCAAUAAGAAUUUUUUGAAACCCAUCAAAAAUCAAACAUCGAUCAAUGAUCAGUUCCAUAUAAGCAGUAAAAUUAUUUUUUUUACUUUAUAUUAAUAACUUGGUGAAAAUUGUAUUUGAAGAAUAAAUCGCAAUUAAAUAACAGUGUA
Molecule: messenger RNA, 809 nt
Organism: Drosophila ananassae
Lineage: Eukaryota; Metazoa; Arthropoda; Insecta; Diptera; Drosophilidae
Product: protein ENL
Exons: 2
Coding region: 1-468 (155 amino acids)
Biological process (GO): regulation of DNA-templated transcription
Cellular component (GO): super elongation complex
Source: RefSeq, a predicted model, not a curated record